This is a messenger RNA of Diaporthe citri, 447 nucleotides long. RefSeq lists its product as uncharacterized. The transcript is spliced from 3 exons. NCBI's taxonomy places the organism in Eukaryota, Fungi, Ascomycota, Sordariomycetes, Diaporthales, Diaporthaceae. The coding region runs from base 1 to 447 and encodes 148 amino acids. The record is from RefSeq and is a predicted model, not a curated record.
AUGCCUGGCAAGAAACGACCUGCCGCGGACCAAGGAGACUCGUCCGAGGACGAGAUCAACGUGGACCUGGUGAUCCAAACCAAGGCGGAGCUGGACAAGAUCCGCAAGGACCGUGAGAAGAAGCGAGCUCAGAUACAGGCAGACCUUGACAAGAAGCUCAGCGGCCUGCGCGCCCGCAUCAAGGAGAGCGCCGAGGCUCACGCCAAGCAACUCGGCGACGUCCACAAGCAGCAGGUGGAUGAGCUACUUCAGGCCAUGGAGGCGAGGGACAACAUUCUGGUGGCGAUCGGUGAGAAGCUGUCUGAGAUGCAAGAGAAAGGAUCCAACCUUGCCACACAUCUUGGACAGGCCUACGGGUACAGAAUGAAGAGGCUCGAGGGCCUCACCAUGCCUGUGGCGGAGCAUCGGGUCCACGACAAGAACAGGACCAAGGUGGACGCUGCUUGA